This is a messenger RNA of Rhizophagus irregularis DAOM 181602=DAOM 197198, 399 nucleotides long. The record is from RefSeq and is a predicted model, not a curated record. Lineage: Eukaryota; Fungi; Glomeromycota; Glomeromycetes; Glomerales; Glomeraceae.
AUGAAUACUCAAAAUACCGCUGAACUUACCGCUUCAGAAAACUCUUCUCUUGAAACCUCUAUUCACGCUCCAGCUUCUGGUUUCAUUUCUUCUCAUUCUCCUGCAGAUCCCUCUUCUACUACUAGAGCUCCUUCGAUAGGGGACAAGCUAACACUAAAUGAGGCUAGGGGUUUAUGUGCUCGUAGUGAUCCCCAAGCUGAUCCAUAUGGAAGGGAAGGCCAGGUUCCCGUUGGAAAUGACACAUAUCUCCUAUGCCAUGUCACUUACUUAGUAAUUGUUAUUGAAUACUAUAUGAGUCCAUUUACCAUAGAUCCUAUGAUGGCCACAUGGGUGUCCUGGGGUGUCUUAACGUUGGCGUCAGGUGAAAUUCUUACUUCUUAUGCACAGUUGAAGAUGUGA